Molecule: messenger RNA, 2595 nt
Organism: Oldenlandia corymbosa var. corymbosa
Lineage: Eukaryota; Viridiplantae; Streptophyta; Magnoliopsida; Gentianales; Rubiaceae
Source: the annotation of a GenBank genome assembly
AUUACAGUUCGGCAUGAUGCUUUGACCCGUAAGAAGGAUCCACACCAAUCCAGCCAAUCAUAAGCACACACCUAAUCAACAAACAAAACAAGACCAAAAAGCGCACAGCCACCACGAACCCCAACAAAAUCCACCAAAAUAAAGCACAAAAAAUCCACACGAGACGCUGCACCACUGACUCACUGAACAGACAAUUUUUUUUUUUUUCCGGUAAUUCAAUCAAAUAUGGCUUCCUUAAAUCUCAGUUCAGCCGCCACCCGCAUCCUCCCUUCCGCCACCGCCGUCGCCACCACCACUUCCAAGCUCUCCUUCUCCACUUAUUCCUCAGAUUCCGUCAAAUUCUUAGGAUCUUCUCCUCUCGUCUCCCGCCUCUUUCUUUCCAAGAAGAGUGGAGUAUGGAAGGGAAGGUCAAGUUACAGUACCGUUUCUGUGACGCCGAAAUGCGUCGCUUCCGACCCCGAGCAGUUGAAGAAAGCCAGGGAGGAGAUCAAGGAGCUACUACGAACUAAAUAUUGCCAUCCAAUUAUGGUUCGGUUGGGUUGGCACGAUGCUGGUACAUACAACAAGAACAUAGAAGAGUGGCCACAAAGAGGUGGAGCUAACGGAAGUCUAAGAUUUGAAAUUGAACUGAAACAUGCCGCAAAUGCUGGUACUUUUCCACUUUGCAACUUUAUACUGCCUAUUUUAGUUUCGUGUUUUCUUAUAAGAUGGAACGCAGGACUUGUAAAUGCCCUCAAGCUUCUUCAGCCUAUCAAGGACAAAUAUUCCGGUGUUACUUAUGCUGACUUGUUCCAGUUGGCAAGCGCAACUGCAAUAGAGGAAGCUGGUGGACCCAAGAUCCCGAUGAAGUAUGGAAGAGUCGAUGUAGACGUGCCUGACCAAUGCCCAGAAGAAGGAAGACUACCAGAUGCUGGUCCUCCAUCACCUGCUGCGCAUUUACGCGAUGUCUUUUAUAGGAUGGGAUUAAAUGAUGAGGAAAUUGUUGCACUUUCCGGUGCACACACGUUGGGGAGGUCCAGACCUGAACGCAGUGGCUGGGGCAAGCCUGAGACCAAGUACACGAAAGAUGGUCCAGGAAAUCCAGGAGGACAAUCAUGGACGGUACAGUGGCUGAAGUUUGAUAACUCCUACUUCAAGGAUAUUAAAGAAAGAAGGGAUGAGGAUCUACUAGUUUUGCCUACUGAUGCUGCACUUUUUGAAGAUCCUGGAUUUAAGGAAUAUGCUGAGAAGUAUGCUGUUGAUCAAGAGGCAUUUUUCAAAGAUUAUGCCGAGGCCCAUGCUAAGCUUAGUAAUCUUGGAGCUAAAUUUGAUCCUCCUGAGGGUUUCUCCAUUGAUGAAGGUUCCUCUCAGCCAGAGAAAUUUGUAGCAGCCAAAUACUCCACUGGAAAGGUUGUAAGAAUAUCCAAGUUUCGUGAUGGACAAUUUUUUUCUUUUAUUUUCUCUGCUUGAAUUUUUCUCAGAGAAACAUCUACGGGUUUUUUACAUGAUACAUCUUUUAUGGUUGGUGCAGGAUUAAAAAAACAAGAAAAACAAGUGUCUUCUUUACUUGUGCAGUUUGUUUUAAUAAACACAAGAUGAAGCUAUUCCCCCAAAAUCUAAUAUUUUGGAAGUCUUAAAUGAAGGAGAAUAAUGAAUUCAGUUAGGUGUUGCCUAUUUGAAUUUGCAGAGAGAGCUAUCGGAGGCUAUGAAGCAAAAGAUUAGAGCAGAGUACGAAGGACUUGGGGGAAGCCCAGAUAGGCCUCUUCCUACGAACUAUUUCCUUAACAUAAUGAUCGUAGUAGCUGUCUUGGCAAUUUUGUCAUCUUUGAUUGUAAACUGAGACGAAUUGGAACUUAUUAAAGCUGCAUCUUCUGCUUGUGAUUCUGAAAACCGAUUAUCUCGCGCGUUGUGCAAAUCACAGGUAUUACACCUUUUGUUUUAGGAGUGAAGGAGGAAUUUCGUUACCUUAGUACCACCAUAGUUAUACGCUGCAGUUCACUGGAACUGCAGUCCACUUUGUGUUUUGCUUCAGGUUCUUUGACUUCAUCCAUAGUUUACCAAGUAGCUGACGAGAAUAUACAUGGAACGAUUUGAAGAUUGCAUGAUAACCUUAAGAUUGUUUCACUACACAUUAAAACUCCAUUCGUUUUUUGUCCUAUAAUUUUUAACAGGACGUUUACAUUUUAGACCAUUUGAUAGGUUUAUUUAGAAAGGCUGAUUAAACGAGUAUGAAUAUUUGUUCAGGGUAAAUUGAACAAAAUGCAAAAAAUUAUUUUGAAACUAGUGGUGAUUAGAGAAUUUAAUAGCAAUUUAAGAUGACAACAGCUUAUGCAGCAUUAUUUAUUAUUGGCCAGAAAUUCUACAUUUUGAAAAAUACUUUAUUUUUUUCAUAUGUAUAUGCAAAGUGUCCACUUUCAACAUAUAAUUCUUUGUAGAUGAUUUUAUACAUAUCUUCUUCUAUACUAUCAAGAACGAAUGAACUUAAAAAAUCAAAGUAUUUUUCAAAGAGACGGAUUAUGAGUAUGCCUUUAUCCGGACGUUGACUCAACUAUUCUGGUGAUUAUUACCAAAAUAUGUUUUUUCUUUUAUUUUCGGUUUUUUUUUUCUCUUUUGUUU